Closterium sp. Naga37s-1 is the source of this 795-nucleotide messenger RNA. The record is from the annotation of a GenBank genome assembly. NCBI's taxonomy places the organism in Eukaryota, Viridiplantae, Streptophyta, Zygnematophyceae, Desmidiales, Closteriaceae.
AUGGCGCCGUCAGCGGGGCUGCGUCGUUCCCUGUGCGGCGUGGUGGUGGUGUCCGUCGUGCUCCUGCUGCUGCUCCCUUCCGUGCGUCGCGCGACAACGUCCUUCAAGAGCACUCCGUCUUUCGCGCGCGGCGAGUUCCAGCCCGCACGCUUUCUGUCUCCUCUCUUUCGUCUGACUUCUCUCUCUCCUCUCCUUCCACUCUCGCCCCUCUCUCCUCUCACUCCACUCUCCGAUCAUCUGAUCGCCCUGCGCCUUCCUCCCCGUACCAUCACCCCCUUCCUCGCCCCGCGCAGUCCUGCAGCGGAUGACAGCUCAACCGCCUCCCGGAGGUCCGCCGCUUCUUCGAGGUGUGCCCCCCCCCGCUGCUGGACGCGCGCGCCGUCUUUGCUCCGCUCGUCUGCUCGCGCGCCCCCGCGCUGCUCGCGCCCCCCCGCGCUGCUCGCGCCCCCCCGCGCUGCUCGCUCGCCCCCGCGCUGCUCGCGCGGCCCCGCGAAUGCGCGCGCGCCUGCUUUGUUCACCCGCGCCGCUGCUCUCAUGCGCGUGUCUUCGAGCGCCCUUCUUGGUGGCUGUCCAGAGCGUGUGGAGGCCAACGCGUACGAGUCGCUGACCAUCAACUACAUACACGGCAAGGUGCCGGAUUUGGUGCUCUUCGACUCGGCCAACAGGGAGGUGGCUCGCUACGAUGUCUCGCCCAAAACGUUUGAUGAGAUAGAAAAGCUUGUGCAGUCAUUGGGGUUUAAGCAUGGUAAGAUAGCGCCGCCACUGGAAGAGGACAAUGAUGUUGCCAUUAAGUAG